Molecule: messenger RNA, 1988 nt
Organism: Amphibalanus amphitrite
Lineage: Eukaryota; Metazoa; Arthropoda; Thecostraca; Balanomorpha; Balanidae
Gene: Trhn
Product: tryptophan 5-hydroxylase 1-like
Exons: 15
Coding region: 28-1683 (551 amino acids)
Biological process (GO): aromatic amino acid metabolic process
Cellular component (GO): neuron projection
Molecular function (GO): tryptophan 5-monooxygenase activity; iron ion binding
Source: RefSeq, a predicted model, not a curated record
GCAGAUCGACUCUGACAGCCGGCGAGGAUGAGCGCCACAGGAAAGUCGAUGCUUGGUCCCUGGCUGUACCAGAAGGACAGAGACUCGUGGGUGACCAGCAGCGGCAGAUCCAUGCGGUCUUUGGAUGGAGGCAAGGGGAUAACGAACUCUGUCAUAUUCCCACUGAAGAACGGAAUGGAAAGUGGGCUGUCCCAGGCCCUUGCAGUAAUGCAGGAGAGGGGUGUCAACGUGGUGCACAUUGAGAGCAGGAAGGCACGCUCUAUGGACGCCGAGUACGAGAUCUACAUGGGUCUCGACUGUGACGGAAUGGACAUGCAGUCACUCGCAGAAGAACUGGCGAGAGUGCUGGAAACUCCUAUCAAGCCCGGCUUUUCAAGAGAAGGUUUGGCGAAGAGAAGCAUGAGCAUCCAAAGCAGUUUCGAUUUUGGUGACAUCCCGUGGUUCCCGAGAAAGCUGUCUGACCUGGACAAGUCUCAGCGGGUGCUGAUGUAUGGCUCCGAACUGGACGCUGAUCACCCGGGAUUCAAGGACACCGAGUACAGAAAGCGAAGAAAACACUUCUACGACAUUGCGAUGAAGUAUCGAUUUAAUCAGCCGAUCCCAAGGGUGGAAUAUACAGAAGAGGAGACAAAAACAUGGGGUGUGAUCUUUAGCCAGCUGAGUGAGCUGUACGAGACACACGCCUGCAAAGAGUACCUGGAGAACUGGCGUGAGCUGAGGAAAUAUUGCGGCUAUCGUCAGAACCACAUCCCCCAACUGGUGGACGUCGACGCUUACCUCCGACAGAGAACCGGCUUUCAGCUACGACCUGUGGCGGGCUACCUAUCACCACGGGAUUUCCUGGCCGGCCUGGCAUUCAGGGUGUUCCACUGUACCCAGUAUAUUCGGCACAGCUCGGACCCACUGUAUACACCCGAACCGGACUGCUGUCACGAACUGCUGGGCCACAUGCCGCUGCUGGCCAACGCCAGUUUCGCGCAGUUCUCGCAGGAGCUGGGCCUCGCCUCUCUGGGGGCCUCUGAGGAGGAGAUCUCCAAAUUGGCCACGUGCUACUUCUUCACGGUGGAGUUCGGUCUCUGUCGCGAGAACGGUCAGCUGCGUGUGUACGGUGCUGGCCUUCUGUCAUCGAUCGCCGAGCUGAAACACUCGCUGACGCCGGCCGCCACGGUCCGCAGGUUCGACCCUGACGUCACUAGCAACGAGGAGUGCAUCAUCACCGCCUUCCAGAACGUCUACUACUACACGGACACGUUCGAAGAGGCCAAGGAAAAGAUGAGGGCCUACGCAGCUACCAUCGUUCGGCCGUUCGGAGUCCGGUACAAUCCGUACACUCAUACCGUGGACGUGCUCUCCAGCACGCAAAAAGUGGCAGCUCUAGUGUCCGAGCUCCGUGGCGAUCUUUGUAUCGUCACCAACGCCCUCAAAAAGAUUCAAGAAAACGACGAGGAUGCAGAUGUCGAAGCCAUCACACAGCUGUUAUCUGCCGCGCUGCCUGCCGAGGCAUCUCGUACCCCAUCCCCGCCACCAGCUGUCACCCCGGAGCCCUUAGCCAAUCACAGCGCAGGAACGGAGACAGCGGCCAAUCACAGCGCGGGAACGGAGACAGCGGCCAAUCACAGCGCGGGAACGGAGACAGCGGCCAAUCACAACGGAGGGAUCGAGACAGCGACCAAUCACACAUAGAGGAACAGCACAAACACCAAUCACAGGCUUAUGAACACUACCAACUGAUCCCCUAGAGGCAUGAUGAUCCAUUUAGGCCACCCUUAGAUCGAUAUGGUCUUUCCCCAUGGACAGAUUCAAGUGCGCGAGAAAAUGCUUGCUUAGCCCUAUUCCGGGCGGGGGGACUUCAAGUCCCCCUUCACGUUUUUCUUGUGGCAUUGCCAAACGCCGCAAGACUGAAAGCUCAUAUUCGGUGACUUUUCCUAGACAUUCAUUGCGCACAUUUUGACAAAACAAAGUUGCCGGGUCAGGUCAGGUCAGGUCAC